This is a messenger RNA of Alternaria triticimaculans, 3837 nucleotides long. RefSeq lists its product as uncharacterized. Lineage: Eukaryota; Fungi; Ascomycota; Dothideomycetes; Pleosporales; Pleosporaceae. The record is from RefSeq and is a predicted model, not a curated record. Bases 1 to 3837 code for a protein of 1278 amino acids. The transcript has 2 exons.
AUGCAAGCAGUCGAUACGCAUACACAGCCCUACCAGGACCCUCGGCGUCAGCCACGCCACCCUCAGGAUGUGCAGACUAGCGGCUAUCAACUUGCGCCUACUGGCGGCAACUUCCUAAUGCCAGACGCGCAAGGCACAUUCACGUACUCUGCAGAGCCGACAUCCAUGGUUUACGAUGGGUCCAUGAUAUCGCUUCCCUCAUCCAGCACCCCUGGGCAGGAAUCCAUCUUCACUCCCAACGUUGGAUCCUCUCUCGACUCCUCAUUACAUCCGGACAUGUCAUAUCCACCAUCGAAUGCCUACAAUCAAGUUCAAAACUACGGUCUUUCUCCGGGAUCCUACUACGGAAACGGACAGAACAUCUCCCCCUCGCAUUCAGUCGAGCAUUUUAGCCCAGAAACAGGUUACAUGAGCGAUCCCAGUCACCACGAUCUCAGCGCUUAUGCAACACCAAAUUUCAAUGGACACGUUCUCGAUGAAUUCUCUGGCCUGACUUUUGCCGAUAACGGUUCGGCCAGUAAUUUUCCGGCAUUCCAAGAGCAUGUUGACAUGUCAGCCUUGACCUCAGGGACGCUGAACACGUACAACGCUCAGCCAAGCAACCACCUCAAUAACACUUCGCUAAACCUGCACCAUCAAUUAAUGUCGCCCAGUGCGACAAACAAUUCCAGUCCGGCACUAGGCGAUGAGAGCUCAGCCUUCCCCUCUAUGCAGUACAACGGGAACAUGUCGACGCCGCCAAACCAAGCGAAUCAUCUACCGCAUACAACACCUAUCAAGCAAACCCACAGUCCAGCUCUGACGAAUAGUCCCGGAAAUGUUUCCAUGGCAAACCCAAGGCCUCUCACGCGACACUUGACGAGUCCCAUUGUACGUGUGGAGAACUAUAGCAGAGAAGAUUCGCCUUCGCGUUCCGACAAUAGCAUGCCUGCCAGCAAGCACAGCUAUGGCAGUCGUCAUUCUGGUAAUCACCUAUCACCGUAUGCGCAUAACGAUGAUUCCGAUGGUGAAGCGGAGCCUCAGGAGAACGUGCGUUCGCGACCAGGAGUCCGUGGACCCGAUCGCAACGAGGACGGCUCCUGGCUCACGACAGGACAUUUGGGGCAGAACGGUAUCAAUCCUGACGAGCGCCGCCGGAUGGGUGACGUAUGGAUCCCCAGUAUCGAGGAAAUUGCUGAGCAACGCUCGAAGAAUGAGAAGAAGCUUGAAGUGCAGGAGUGGCUCACUAAGAGUGAGCUCGGAAGCGAGGCAGGCGAAGUAGGGCCUUCGAACGAUCUACUCAAGCCCAUCACAGGUCGGCGUCGAGCGAAGAGUCACAACGACAUUCAACGCCGGGCUCUCCCAGAUAGCUUCGGGCUGGGUGUGCGUACCAAUUUCGACCGUAUAGAUGAUUCGGGCAUACCUGGACCUGGGGUGUACAUUGACGAACGAAGCGAUUACGGUGACUACGAUUACGACGAUGACGAGUCGGCAGAACCUGAAUCCCCACCCGCUGCGAUCGAUAUCAACGCAAGCCAUACAGAAAACUCGUACUUUCCUCCGACACAAGAACUUAUACCAAAGGAUGGUACUGCUGUCAAGCCAUGGGUAGAUGGACCGUUGCAGCCACACCCGCCAAACCCAUCGGCUCGAUAUCAGCCGCCCACAUCCAAUGCUGCGAUGAUGCGCUUCUUGGUGCGAGCAAAGGACGUUGAACAAGCCUCACUUGCGGCAACCGUUGGCUCACGCCGUCUCAGCGAGUCUGAUAUUGGUAGCAUACGUGCAGCUCCCGGUGUUAUCAAAGUCAUCGAACCCGAGCCAAGAAAGAGCAAGGAGCGACAACGGCGGCCCAGCUUCUUGGAAAACAUUCUACCCAAACGUACACCAAGCAAUAUACUCAAGCGCAAGGGCAGUAUACCAGUGCAACAGUCUGAUGCAGCCUCGGACAAGUCCAAGGAGCCCAUCAUCGAGAAGCCGAAACGUAUAGGUAGUUGGGGUCGUCCAAAAUCUCCUCGAGUUGAUACAAACCUAAGCAGUCAUAGCAAGGACGGAGGACAACUUAGUUCAGUAGGUCUGUCUGCGGCAGCGGGCCCGUGGUACAAAGGUCCCAAAAAUGCCAUCAGACGUACUCGAAGCAGGAGCGAUAUCGGGAGAGGGAGAUCGCCUGGGCUGGCUGAGCUGAUGACGCAGCACGGAGGUCCACCGAUGCCUAUGUUAGCUUCACCGCUCGCGGACACAGAGGCCACGAAGCCUUCCGCACAGCCAAGUCCAGCUGGAGACGAUGAUGAAGAUGACCAAGACCCCGUUAGUAUGGAUCUCACAGUCCGCACCGAUCCCAUUGUCCCAACGUACGACGGCUUCAGAAGUCAUGCUAGACAACUUAAUCCACGCCUGGCUGAUUUCAUGGUUGAGCGUAUCACCCAGGAGCAGAUGCGCAGAUACAAAAGAUUAUUGGAGUUCAAGGUCAAGCAUCUCAACGCCGUACAGCAUAAGAAUUGUGCCUCUGCAAAGUUUUGUACUGACCUCGGUGGUGAGGCGAAGCAACUCCCUCCGAAAGCUGGCGCCAAGGAUGCCGAAACUCCUUUUAUCGGUUUCCAGGUCACUGCACCUGGUUCUUCCGACGACGAUGGCGAGCCCCCACUAGAAGGUAAUGUGGCUCCUGCCGCCUUCCCAUCAGGCGUACCCCUUCCCCCUGUCAAGCGCCUACCAGCCGAGUUCGAAUGCACGUUGUGCUUCAAGGUCAAAAAGUUCUACAAGCCGUCCGAUUGGACCAAACAUGUGCAUGAAGACGUACAGCCUUUCACGUGCACCUUCCCCAAUUGCGGGGAACCGAAAUCAUUCAAGCGCAAGGCGGACUGGGUCAGACACGAGAACGAGCGACACCGUCAGCUGGAGAACUGGACAUGUCAGAUUGCAGACUGCAACCAUACCUGCUACCGCAAGGACAACUUCGUGCAGCAUCUCGUUCGUGAGCACAAGAUAGCUGAGCCACGGCAACGUACCCGAGCCGCUCACAAAGACGCGACAGUAAAUGGUGACCAGGAUGACAUUUGGGCCAUUGUCGAAAGAUGUCGUCGCGACACGACUAAGCAACCCAAGGACGAGCCAUGCCGGUUUUGUGGCAACAUCUGUACGAGCUGGAAGAAAUUGACUGUUCACUUGGCAAAACACAUGGAGCAGCUCAGCAUGCCCAUUCUUACGCUUGUGGACCAGAAGCAGCUCAACGCGGACAGCAUCAUUAGCCCCGUGGUAGAGCUACCCGAAAGCCGCAAGCUCUCCAUCACUCCAGGCCGUUCGCCACUAGAUAACCCGUCGCGCUACAAUCCUAAUGCCGCAUAUGCACCUGGUAUCGACCCUCGCAGUCUUUACCCUCAGGAAACAAAAUCUCAGGCAGGAUCUACGCCGAUGCAAACCUACCCCCCACCGCAAAUGGCACCGCCACCGACUCAGACUAGCGGUUAUGCGAACUAUGUGGCAAACAAUGCCACAAAUUUCACGAACCAGACCUACCCAGGCCUCCAGGUCCCUCGGAAGCCACACAAUGGCUAUACGAACGGGCUGCAAAUUCCUAGUCAGCCAUACCAGAAUGGGAAUAUGCAGAAUGGGGUACAACAGUAUGGCAUGAAUCCUGUUAAUACUGUUCAACAACAGCAAUCGCUGUACACGGACUCUCCGGUCGACGCUACGACUACACCUUUUCCUUCCUACUACACCCAAGAGCCGCAGGGCUUGACGACUGAGAUGCCGAAUAUGGGUUACGAUACCAACAACGCUAUGUCUUACCAACAAGGCAGCACCUACCCUGCCAUGUCGUAUCUGACGGCACAACACAACUAUCAAUACCAACAUCAGCAAUAG